Messenger RNA from Paraphaeosphaeria sporulosa, 2768 nucleotides. RefSeq lists its product as uncharacterized. Bases 292 to 2514 code for a protein of 740 amino acids. Gene Ontology annotation, cellular component: transcription factor TFIIH core complex. Lineage: Eukaryota; Fungi; Ascomycota; Dothideomycetes; Pleosporales; Didymosphaeriaceae. The transcript has 5 exons. The record is from RefSeq and is a predicted model, not a curated record. Gene Ontology annotation, molecular function: zinc ion binding; acetylpyruvate hydrolase activity. Gene Ontology annotation, biological process: DNA-templated transcription; nucleotide-excision repair.
GCCCUUCGAUACCGCCAGGCACCGCGCCCCGCCCCGCCCGAUCACUCACCGAAAACGCUUGACCGCUGUCCCGUAACAAGUGAAAUACUUGCGCACGUCAUUGACAGACGCCCAGCCGACGCUCUUUGUCUGAAUCCCGCACAACGCCACCACCUGAAAGCGCGUCAACUAGGCUUCGAUCAAAUUGCUGUCAGCCCCCCCGAAACGACGCGUGUGCGGUGCAACAGAGGAAUUCGCGUACGGGUGCACCGACGCCUCGACUCUCCUCCCCGCACACGGCUCGCAUUCGCUAUGUCCGGGUCGGACUACUCAGGGUCAGAAUUCAGCGGCUCCGAUGAUGAAUACGUAGGGCCCAGGGGCGGCGGCGCCAGUGCGGCCGCUGCUAGGAAGAUGGUAAACACGCAGCUGGCGCAGACGAAAAAAUCGGAGCGGAAGGCGCAGGCUUGGGAGCGGAGGAAAGGAGACUCGUCGGAAGAGGAGGAAUACAUACCCCAGUUCGAGGAGAUCGAGGACAAAGAUGUACCGGAGGCGAGCAUACAGCACAUGGAGGAGGAGCGGAAGCGCAAGAGGCUACGGAAAGACACGAAACCCUUUCAGCGCGGUAUCAUACGGCACGUCGUUCUCGUUCUCGAUCUAUCGGAAGCCAUGGCGGAGAAAGACAUGUUUCCGACGCGAUUCCACGCCAUGAUACAUUACGCGCAAGAGUACGUUCGCGAGUUUUUUGAGCAGAACCCCAUAUCCCAGAUGAGCGUUCUUGGCAUGCACGAUAGCCUCUGCAUCAGGCCUGCAGAACGCACUGGAGCUGGCGAGAGCAACGCUAUAUCACACCCCGAGCCAUGGAACGCGAGAAGUUAUCAUCGUGUUCGGCUCAUUAUUGUCCGUGGACCCAGGGGACAUCCAUCAGACUAUCAGAGCUUCGUAAUCGGCAUGGGCGCCCGCCUCAAGAUCUGCACCGAAAUUGUCAAUAAAACAAACGCUGGUGACGAAAGCGAGUACGUCGUAGCCACAGAUCAAGAGCACCUCCGCGAGCUUCUGUUCGCGACUACCACUCCCCCAGUGGUUCGCGCGACGAAGACCGCACAAGAGAGUGCACAAGGGGCCCUACCACCAGAGAAUGCGGCUGCCCUCAUGAUGAUGGGCUUCCCCUCGAGAGUCGUUGAAGAGAGCCCAACCAUGUGUGCUUGCCACGGCGCAUUGACUACAGGAGGCUACACCUGCUCACGUUGUAGCGCCAAAGUUUGUAGUCUGCCCAUCACUUGUCCUAGUUGCCAGCUCACACUUCUCCUUUCGACGCAUCUUGCGCGAAGCUACCACCACCUGUUCCCCCUCCGGAAUUGGGCCGAGGUGACCUGGCAGCGUGCGAGAGCAAAGGGGAGCAAGUCCUGUUUAAGCUGCCUCGCGCCGUUUCCAGAAGUGCCGCCCGGAGAAGUCGAAGGUGAGCAGCAGGCCAAUGGCGAGGGUGUGGAUGGACAGCUGCGUUCGCUGCGGCUGGAUGAGGAGGACAGCGACGUGCAAAAAGCGAGUGAGAGCUCGCGCUACGAGUGCCGAGUGUGUGAGAGCCAUUUCUGCAUCGACUGCGAUACGUUUUGUCAUAUGGUGCUGCACAAUUGCCCAGGCUGUUUGAGGGCACAUCAAAGGAGAUCCUACGCCAACAAAAGAUUUCGCAGAAUGUCCCUCUUCGAGCGAUUAAUUCGCUUCGAAAGCGAAGACGGCCAGAUCCACUACGGCGAUUUCGGGUCCUCGGAGCUGCCGCGUGAUGUCUCAGGGAAGACUGCCCAGCUCCUCUCCGGCAGCAUAGAAUCCGGCUUCUCCAAAACCGACAGACAAGCCACCAUCAAGAAACUCCUUCCGCCCCUCCCUUCCACACCCAUCUUCCUCUGCGUCGGCCUCAACUACAAGCAACACGCGGAGGAAGGCGGCCUGCCCAUCCCAACCUAUCCCACCAUCUUCAUGAAGCCCCCGACCGCGCUAUCCGGGCCAGGAAGUGUGAUUGAGGUGCACAAGGAGUGCCAAAGCCAGCUCGACUACGAAGGCGAACUCACCAUUGUGAUCGGCAAGACGGGGAAGAACAUCGCGGCCGCCGACUACGCCGAGUACGUGCUGGGCUACACAGUCGGUAACGACGUGUCAGCGCGUAAUUUCCAGCUUCCAGCUUCCGUCAGCGGGGGUCAGUUUGGAUACGCCAAAUCGUUUGAUGGAUUUGCACCGAUCGGGCCGUGCAUUGCGAGCAAGGAGGCGAUUGGCGGCGAUCCGAAUAAGAUUCGGUACUGGACCAAGGUGAAUGGGGAGAAGAGGCAGGAGACGGGCACAGACGACAUGAUUUGGAGUGUGGGGCAGAUUGUAGAGCAUUUGAGUCGCGGGACGACACUGCAGGCGGGGACGUGUAUUAUGACUGGGACGCCGAGUGGCGUCGGGGUUUUCAUGGAGCCAAAGGGGUUUGUGAAGGAUGGGGACGAGGUCGAGAUUUACGUGGAGGGGAUUGGAAGCUUGGUCAAUACGAUCAAAUUUGAGUAGGUGGCAAGUAUACACUGUUGAAGACAUCAAUAAGUUCACAGCACCCCGCCCGAUGAUGUUCAUCAUCCGAGACACGCGGAGACCAUUGUCCUUCGCGAAGAAUCUAAACGCCGAGUACAGCUGAAUGUGCGUUGCCCGUCCUGAGGUGACACAGCAUCCUUAAUCUUUUAAAGCUAUCCCAUAAGCCUUAGAAGCGCCCUCCCUCAGCCAACGCCAAACGCCGCAAGUCUCUCUCACUUCCGAUUGCCUUCACU